Pyricularia oryzae 70-15 is the source of this 2546-nucleotide messenger RNA. RefSeq lists its product as uncharacterized. Bases 517 to 2346 code for a protein of 609 amino acids. The record is from RefSeq and is a predicted model, not a curated record. The transcript is spliced from 3 exons. NCBI's taxonomy places the organism in Eukaryota, Fungi, Ascomycota, Sordariomycetes, Magnaporthales, Pyriculariaceae.
CAACAAACAAAAAACGUCAAUUCCCACCUUGGACCGGACAGGACAAGCUCGGGCAGCUCGGUAAAUUUGGUGAUCCAAACUCACAACCACGCGGCCCUGCAACAUCUCUAAACGUACCUUGCCGAACUCGCAGUAAACAUCAGGCUGGCUGCAUUCUCUAUGUGCCACAGGCGUUGAUGGCUUGAUGAAUUCACCGACCUUACAUAAACUCGAGUAACCUGACCAACCUAGGCAUCUUGUGGUUCUGAGCCUCGGCCUUCCAGUUCUAUACACGUCAGCCAAUUGAGCCUAUCUUCCUUGUUCUUGUUCGGCUACCGCGACUGCCGUUCUCCGACAAGCUACUGCCGGUCUACUGCAAAUAAUCAACCAUCUCGAGACAGAUUUACACAGCGAUCACAACAAACGAGAUACUCGCCGCCCCAUCCGGGCUAAGACACAGCAAACCCCGACCGGACACGAAUCCAAGACAGUGCCCAAGAUCCCGCGACAACCAAAGAGCCGACAUAACCGCUGAAGAUGGCGUCCCCGCCCGCGCCGUCCAACCGGGCAGGCGCGGUCGACCCGAUCCUGCGCAACACGCUGCGGUACACGGUUUCGGCGCGCGAGUAUGCGACGCUGCACAAAUACAUCAUCUCGAGGUCCCGGGUGCUGAGGCGGAAUGCCCCGGCCGUCGAGACCGUUGCGCGAAUGGUCAACGGCCCGGCUUCGGGAAAGACCACUGCCAGGGUUGAGGGAGGAAGCAGGAAGGGUGAGGUUCGAGGUGCGGACAAGAACAAGCCGGAAAAGGGGGCCGUCGACCCCCUGGCUCCUGUUAAUGACUACAAUGUGCGGGCAGUCAGGCACUCCAUCCGUGUGUUUGUGGCGACGAGCAUCGCCAUGAAGGCUUGGGGGAUGAUUGCCAAGAGGUUGAUGGGUGCGAAGAUAGACCCAGCACAUGCCUCCAAGAAGGAACCCCUUUACAAAUCACCCACAUUCCGUCUGUCCCUCUCCCUCAGCACCAUUCUCCUCUUAUAUCGACUCCUCUUCCGCUUCUUCACCCGGCUGCGCCUGCAGCUCCUAGAUCCGUCGGCCGAGCCCUUCCGGCGCCGCAACCCGCGGACGGCAGGGGCGCUAACCAGCCCCUACGCGCCGGCGAUCGGCGCCUCCCUGGCCGGUCUGGCCUUGGGAAUCUACCCGGCGCAACAGCUGCGCCUGUCGGUGGCCAUCUACGCCCUGUUCCGCGCGCUAGAGUUUGGCUGGAACUGCGCCGAGGAGGGCGGCAUGGUCUGGGGGUGGGAUAAGGACCCGCGCGGCGGCCCGGCGAGGAAGCGUGAGAGGCCCUGGUGGUGGGGCAGCUGGAUGCUGCAGCCGUUUGCGUUUGGGCAGCUGCUGCACGCCUCCGUCUUUGACAGGGACUGCUUCCCCGCCGCGUAUGGCGAUUUCAUCUUCAAGCGGUCCGACGUCUACAUACAACAGCGACCGGAGCAGUAUCCUAGGAACUUGACGUGGCCUGGGACGUAUCAGAUUGUGGAUAGUUUGGCAAAGAUGGCGAAGCUUGGCUGGCCACCCAUCGUCUCUCCGACUCUUUUCCCAGACAAGCAAAACACCCUACCUGCGGGUCUUGAAGCCAUCGCACCAAUUACUAACCGUGCACAUCCGCUUAUCACGGCUCUUUCGUGCGCCACCCUCCAUCCACAGGACCCAUCCUGCGCUCGUACCUUCUUGACCUUUUGGCUGAGGUCGUUCCCACCGAUGGCGCGCUUCUUCCUGGCCAUGUACGCGGUGUUCGCGCUCCCAGGAUUCCGCAAGCUGUACGACGCACCGGCGCGCGUCCUGCGUAGUCUCGUGACGAGGGCACUCUCAACCUCCACGUUCCUGACGGGCGCCAUUAGCACAGCCUGGGCUAGCAUCUGCUUCAUGCAGGCUUGGCUGCCAAGGGGCGCGCUGGCGACGCAGCGCUUCUUCCUCGGAGGUUUCGCGGCCGGGUUCUGGGCGUGGGUGGAGCGCAGGAAGGGCCGGGGCAUCUUCUUGUACAGCGCGCGGGCGAGCGUCGACAGCCUCUGGAAGGUCGGCGUCAAGAGGAGGUGGUGGCGCGCCAUGAAGGGCGGCGACGUCUGGGUGUUUGUGCUGGCCGUCAUGUUGACGGGUGUCGUGUACGAGCGCGACCCGGCGGCUAUCAAGGAGGGCGGCUGGCGCAGAGGUGUGAGCUGGGUGAGGGGUGAGGGAUUCAAGGACUGGGCCAUCGAGGAGGAUGAGGAUGAUGGUGGCGAGGAGGAUGAGGAUGAGGGUGGUGAGGAGGAGAUGGAGGCCGAGGUUGAGGUUGCGUUGGAGGACAGCCAGGUGGUUCUGGUUGAGAAGGAGAACUGAGCAGGCUUGCCUUGAUGCAAGAGUGGCAUUAUUAGUAGUGUCGUUUACGGGACUAUGCAGGAUUGUUCACUUGGGGAUCAUUGUAUGCGGGGAUAUCUUUGGAUGAGCAUGUCACUGGAGAGCCCAAUCUGUUGCGCUGUACGAGCUGCAUGAAUUAAUGUUUGAUGAUAUUUUCCAAAAACAAACAAACAUGAAUGGUG